ACCCUAAGCCCACCACAAAACUGUAACCUCUCCCCACAAAAGAUGAGCUCAGUUUGCAUAUCAAACUGCGUCAACGACGCACGAGAUCCACGCGUGCCAGUUCGUGCCACCUACGUGAACCUCUACAAGUGGCCGGAAUCCGAUGCAGAGUUCAUAAAGUCCGUCCACCGUGUAGGGCAGGGAUUUCAAGGUCAGCCAAGGGUGGUGGACAGCAUCUCUUGCAGGCAGAUGUAUCUUAGGAGCUACACUUUUUCGAGGAAAGAGAGUGUGCCAGAGAGGACGAAGAAGUGCUUUGGGAGAGUGAAAGAGAAGGUGGCUAAGGCUAAUCAUGGAAAGAAUAAGAAAAAGGAUCAAAAGGGUAGGAGAAGGAAGUGUUUGGUGUUUAGGAAGGUGAAAGAAUUUUCUUGCGGUGCUUUGUUUAGAAUCUUUCACAGGUUGUUGUCUUGUGGUGCUAGUAUAGAUGUGGUUGAUCAAAAAGAUUCAAAUUAAUUUCUCAGCUUUCAGUUUU
Messenger RNA from Hevea brasiliensis (rubber tree), 508 nucleotides. RefSeq lists its product as uncharacterized. Bases 43 to 489 code for a protein of 148 amino acids. The record is from RefSeq and is a predicted model, not a curated record. The transcript has a single exon. Lineage: Eukaryota; Viridiplantae; Streptophyta; Magnoliopsida; Malpighiales; Euphorbiaceae.